Messenger RNA from Pieris macdunnoughi, 507 nucleotides. NCBI's taxonomy places the organism in Eukaryota, Metazoa, Arthropoda, Insecta, Lepidoptera, Pieridae. The record is from the annotation of a GenBank genome assembly.
AUGCGAGAGUUACCGUUGCUAGACGAUCCGCUUGAGCCAUUGCUUGAUGAAAAGCCGUUCAAACUCAUCGAAGACUCGAUGUCGGAGGGAAUAUCCGAAUCACUAACAUGGCUAGAAUCCGAGGCGAGCAGACAGACCGGAAGUAGGGCUCGUUGUGCUCGCAGCAUUCGGCGUCGACGACCGGUAAGUUCCGGGUCAAAAGGCGUUCCCGACGCACCGGGGUGUGUGUAUGCAUCGGAAGGAGAAAGCGACGCGGACAGCGAAUGCAGCGGGCGGGUGCACGCUUUUCAUCCGCCCGCCCAACUGACCUGUGCACGCCCAUCUGCGCCGACGAUCUUCCUGGCGACCCAGUCCCGGCGCGGCACUGGUGCCCCCGUUUCUAUACCAACGCGACGUUACACAAGGUCAACGCCGCAAAAAAAGCGGCGCAUACGCACGAUAACACCGACGCGUGAAUUACUACUGUCGUGUAACUGCGACGAGAAUUCGUUAACAAUAACAAAGUGA